UCUUCCUCAUCAAUUUUCCAUUCUUAUAGAAUCAAACAUUACUCCAAUGCGUAAGCUUUCUUCAACUCCAAUUCUCUCUUAAACCCUAAUUCAAUGUAUCCCUGCACUUUCAUACGUAUCAUCGUCGGUAACUUGGCCGUUAGGUUCCCGGCAUCAUCUUCGUCGGGACCUAUUGUCUCAGACGCAGCUUCCGUUAAUUGGUACUGUAAGAUCAAAUUCAAGAGUUUCCCACGCCAAACAGUCUCUGUCCCCGUUCUGUUACGAACCAGAUCCGAAUCUGAGCCACGGUGGUGCUCCGGUGGCGUGUCAACCGUCGCUGCUUGCUUCACUCUAAGCAAGGCUCAGAUCGAAUGGUCUCUUGAGAAGGCUAAACGGAGUGUCCUCUCCGUCGAGGUUUAUUCCCCCGCUACGUCGUGUUGUGCGGGCGAGAAGCUGAUUGGUCGGUUCGAGGUUUCGUUGGACUUGAAGACGGCGGAGACGAGGACGUGUUUGGCUCACCACGGAUGGGCUGAAUUGGGCUUUAAUAGUAAGUCCAAGGAGGUAAAGAAGUCCGGGUCGGAUCCGGAGCUCCACGUUAGCGUACGGGUUGAACCGGAUCCGAGGUUUGUGUUUGAGUUCGACGGUGAGCCGGAGUGUAGUCUUCAGGUUUUUCUGGUCAAAGGAAAUGACAAGCAAGCUGUUUUCACGUCUAAGUUCGGUUUAAGAAACUCCGGUGACCGGAAUCUUUCUAGAUUAUCGUCAUUGACCGCGGGAAAUGAACAUAAUUUGACAGAGAGAAAAGGUUGGUCGGUAACGAUCCAUGAUCUCUCUGGGUCGCCAGUAGCUAUGGCUUCAAUGGUCACACCUUUCGUACCAUCACCUGGUUCCAACCGCGUGUCUCGGUCAAGCCCCGGCGCGUGGCUCAUCCUUCGACCUGAUGGUUACACAAUGAAGCCAUGGGGUCGUCUCGAGGCAUGGCGUGAGCCAGGCAUCUCUGACUUUCUAGGUUACCGGUUUGAGCUGUUUCAAGAUAAUAUCACUACUGUGAUCUCAUCAUCGUCGUCGAUCAGCACAAAACUAGGCGGGAGUUUCGCCAUCGACGGGACCAUCACCACCGCAGCCACCGUCACGGCUGCUUCCUUGACUCUUUCUGAUGGAAGUUUCGAUCUUUCGUCCGGGUUGAGUGCAAGAUCAUCAAGAACCGGUUCAGGAUGCGGGUCGGAUUUCGGGUUUCUUCUGCCCCAAGCACAGCACAACUUCGGGUUUGUGAUGUCGACGACGGUGGAAGGAGUUGAGAAACAGAGCAAGCCUAAGGUUGAGGUAGGUGUGAAGCACGUGACAUGUUUGGAAGAUGCGGCGGCGCACGUGGCUUUAGCAGCGGCUGUGGAUUUAAGUAUGGAUGCUUGUAGACUCUUUACCCACAAGAUAAGGAAAGAGCUGAGACAGCCAAGUAGUGUUGGUGUCGUUUAACGUUUACGGCUUCUGUCGUUUUGGCGUAGGAGAUUAGUUUCUUCUUCCACUAGAAUAAUUUUAGUUUCUAGUGGAAGAAAGUAGAAAAAUAACUUUAGAGCUUUGAAUCAAUUGACAAUGGAGUAUCUUAUUUUUUUUUUACUACACAACUCACAAGCAACACUCAAACCACACUCAGAAAACAUCAAUGUAUAUGUUUUCUUUAAAGAAACA
Molecule: messenger RNA, 1662 nt
Organism: Brassica oleracea var. oleracea
Lineage: Eukaryota; Viridiplantae; Streptophyta; Magnoliopsida; Brassicales; Brassicaceae
Exons: 2
Coding region: 94-1449 (451 amino acids)
Source: RefSeq, a predicted model, not a curated record